Molecule: messenger RNA, 1164 nt
Organism: Aspergillus ibericus CBS 121593
Lineage: Eukaryota; Fungi; Ascomycota; Eurotiomycetes; Eurotiales; Aspergillaceae
Product: MFS general substrate transporter
Exons: 3
Coding region: 1-1164 (387 amino acids)
Biological process (GO): carbohydrate transport; transmembrane transport
Cellular component (GO): membrane
Molecular function (GO): carbohydrate:proton symporter activity
Source: RefSeq, a predicted model, not a curated record
AUGGGAUGCCUGAUCGGGGCUCUGUCCCUCUCCUUGUACGGUGAUAGACUCGGACGCCGAAAGACCACCUUUACCGGAGCCGCCAUCACCGUCCUCGGCCAGGCGCUUCAAGUCUCUGCCACCACUCUGGCGCAAUUCGUCGUGGGUCGGGUCAUCCUAGGCUUUGCCAUCGGCCAGAUCAGCGGAACCGUGCCGGUCUGGCUCUCGGAAUGUGCUCCGACCAAGUACCGUGGCCAGCUGGGCAUCUGCACCGGCAUCUUCAUCAGCACGGGCUACGCACUGUGUAACUGGAUCGACCUGGGCUUUAGCUAUCUGCCCUCCUCCACAGCUCAAUGGCGGGCCCCGCUCGCCAUCCCGUCUCUAUUCUCAGCCAUCAUGCUCCUUGCCGUGUUCACCUUCCCCGAGUCCCCUCGCUGGCUUGUCUCCCAAGGCCGCGUAGAAGACGCCACCGCCAGCUUGACCCAAUACCGGGGGAGCGAACCCCCGGGAAUCAUCUCCCGAGAGAUCGCCAGCAUCGAACUCGCCCUCGAAAGCACCUCGACCUCCUCCGUCAGAGACAUCUUCAAUCGCAACGAUACCACCCGCCUCCAUUAUCGCUUCUGGCUCUGCAUGGGCCUGAACUUCUUCCAACAAGCCUGCGGCGGCAACCUCAUCUCGGUCUACAGCUCCACCAUCUUCCAAACAAACCUCCACAUGAGCCCCACGACGGCCAAAAUCCUCGCCUCGAGCGUCUUCAUCUGGAAAACCCUCUGCUGUCUCAUCUCCGUCUGGGCCAUCGACCGACUCGGCCGUCGCGCCUGCUUCAUGAUCAGCGGCACCGGCAUGGCCCUCUGCAUGGCCGUGCUGGCCAUUACCACCAGUUUCCCCACCAUCACCUACUUGGUGACGCCGGUGGCGAUUGAGAGGAUCGGGUUUGGGUAUUAUGUGAUUUAUGUGGGUGUUUCGGGGGUGAUUCCGGUGAUGGUGUAUUUGUUUUAUCCGGAGACUAUGGGACGGAGCUUGGAGAUGUUGGAUCGGGUGUUUGUCGAGGCGGAGUCGGUGUGGAGGAUUGUGCCAAUGGCGAGGGGGUUGCCGAGGGGGGUGCCGAGGGGGGAGGUGGAGGGUCGGUUGGGGGAGGAUAAAAGGAAUGCGGCGGGGGAGGUGGAGAUGCGGGAGUAUGUGUGA